UCUGUUUAGACAUGCUCACCACCCCCCCCCCCCCAUCCUGUUCUACUUCAGCAUCAGAAGGAAAUGAAGCCACAAUGAGAACAAAAAGAGCUGUCACACCUUUUGUCCCCUGCCUCCUCCUUCCCUCUUCACAGUCUUACCCACAUAGAGCUACUCCACCCCAGUUGGACUGUAGCGUGACAUCCCUGCCUGCCUGAGGGAGGAAUGAGAAGGGGAAACUACAACUGCAGAUAAGUGACACCCAGAAGCCAGGAGCUUCUGUAAGUACCAGGUCUGCACAAGACCCAAGUCAGCGCAAUGGCAAUGACGCUGGAGGAAUUCGUUCACUCCCUUGACCUCAGGACCCUUCCCAGGGUUCUAGAAGUCCAGUCGGGCAUCUAUUUUGAAGGUUCCAUUUAUGAAAUGUUUGGAAAUGAAUGCUGUUUAUCAACAGGAGAAGUAAUUAAAAUUAUUGGUCUCAAAAUUAAGAAGAUCAUAGCUGAAAUUUGUGAGCACAUUGAGGGUUGUGAACGUCCGCAACCAUUUGAGCUGCCUAUGAAUUUUCCAGGUCUUUUUAAGAUUGUGGCUGAUAAAACUCCAUACCUUACUAUGGAAGAAAUUACGAGGACCAUUCAUAUUGGAUCAAGUAGACUAGGGCAUCCUUCCUUCUAUCAUCAGAAGGAUGUAAAACUAGAAAAUCUCAUUAUAAAGCACGGUGAGCAAAUCAUGCUCAACUCAGUUGAAGAGAUCAAUGGAGAAAUAAUGGUGAACUGUGGAGUGGUAAGGAAUCAUCAAAAUCACUCAUUUACCUUGCCUUUGUCACAAGAAGGAGAAUUCUAUGAGUGUGAAGAUGAACAUAUUUAUACCCUAAAGGAGAUUGUCGAAUGGAAGAUACCCAAGAACCGAACACGAACUGUGAAACUUACAGGUUUUUCAAAUAAGUGGGAUUUAACAAAUCCAUUUCCUAAAGGCUUUUACGGUGCUCUGAUUCUCAAGCCUGUUUAUGAAAUUCAAGCUGUGAUGAAAUUCCGAAAGGACAUAGUCCGCAUCCUCCCCAGUUUAGAUGUUGAAGUCAAAGACAUUACUGACAGUUAUGAUGCCAACUGGUUUCUUCAGCUAUUAUCUACACAAGAGCUCUUUGAAAUGACCAGUAAAGAGUUCCCCAUAGUGGCUGAAGUCAUAGAGGCACCUCAAGGAAACCAGCUGCCCAGAAGCAUUUUACAGCCUGGGAAAACCAUUGUGAUCCACAAAAAGUAUCAGGCAUCGAGGAUCUUAGCUUCAGAAAUUCGAAGCAAUUUUCCUAAAAGGCACUUCUUGAUCCCCACUAGCUAUAAAGGCAAAUUCAAGCGGCGACCUCGGGAGUUCCCAACUGCCUAUGACCUUGAGAUAGCAAAGAGUGAAAAGGAGCCUCUCCAUGUGGUGGCCACCAAAGCCUUUCAUCCCCCUCAUGAUGAGCUGUCAUCUGUAUCUGUCGGGGACCAGUUUCUAGUGCAUCACUCACAGACAACUGAAGUCCUUUGUGAGGGAAUCAAAAAAGUGGUGAAUGUUCUGGCCUGUGAAAAAAUCCUCAAAAAAUCCUAUGAGGCAGCACUGCUCCCUUUAUACAUGGAAGGAGGUUUUGUAGAGCUGAUUCAUGACAAGAAACAGUACCAGAUUUCUGAGCUCUGUUCGCAGUUCCACUUGCCUUUCAAUGUGAAGGUAUCUGUGAGAGAUCUUUCCAUUGACGAAGACAUUUUGGCUGCUACACCAGGACUGCGGUUGGAGGAAGCCAUCACAGACUCUUACCUACUCAUAAGUGACUUUGCCAACCCCAAGGAGUGCUGGGAAAUUCCUGUCAGCCGCUUAAAUAUGACUGUUCAGUUAGUUAAUAGUUUUUCUAAGGACACAAAAUCAUUUCUAGUCAGGACUCUGGUUGAAGAGAUCACUGAAGAACAAUAUUACAUGAUGCGAAGAUAUGAAAGCUCUUUCUCCCACCCCCCACCUCGCCCUCCCAAACAUCCCACAGUGGAGGAAACAAGGUUAACCCUGCUCACCUUGGCAGAAGACAGGGCCGUAGGUCUGCCUAAGUCUCCCAAGAGUCUCCAUGUAGACAAGAAACUGCACUCAAAUCAAGCUGGCCUGGAUUCAAAAGUACCAGUUGGUUGUCAAAAUGAUUCGGCCGAUCUGGAGAAAGAGAAAAGCAAGAGUGGGGCAACUGUCAUAGCAGCCACCAAUGUAACCACAGAAAUCUCCAAAAGUAAAAAACAUCAAAAGUAAUGAGAUGCGACUGAAGCCACCUGGGCAGUGAACAUAAAUGUUGCAAUGGAAAAGUAAGCUUAGCCUUCAAGCCGAAAACAACUAUUCCCCAACAGACUUCAGAAGAAACUUGACUGGCCAUGGCAAAGGAAAAACACAACCUUAAAAGUUUUAACAGAUAAUACUUAAAGAGAAACCUAUGAUAUGGAAUUCACAUAAUCUAUUCUGUUGUGCCAAAAUCUGUAUAUAUGGUUUUAUUGUUACUUAGGACAUAUUUAUUUAAUGUGCACACACUUUCUGUGAUUCCUGUUUCCCCUGCCAACCAUGAAUCAAUUGAAAAUGAAUUUUAUAUUUCAGUUUCUAGGUGAACCAGUUGAAAAUAUGUUGAAAGCCCACCAAAUAUUUUCAGGGUUUCAGAAUUUGGUUUCUUUCUAGAAUUUUUCUAGAAUUAUCAUCAUUCCUGCUAAAAAUAACUUAAAAAAUAAUUAUAUCUGAGAGUGAUUUAAAAUACCCAAGUUUUGGGGCACCUGGGUGGCUUGGUCGGUUAAGCGUC
Molecule: messenger RNA, 2767 nt
Organism: Leopardus geoffroyi (Geoffroy's cat)
Lineage: Eukaryota; Metazoa; Chordata; Mammalia; Carnivora; Felidae
Gene: THEMIS
Product: thymocyte selection associated
Exons: 6
Coding region: 298-2235 (645 amino acids)
Biological process (GO): T cell receptor signaling pathway
Source: RefSeq, a predicted model, not a curated record